ACAGAACGCACAAUUCCAUCCGUCUCUACUUUGGCGCAGCAGCAGCCAUGUCCCUUCCUCUCUACCCCGCUUCCCUUUCCAAUCCCCUUCCGCUUCGCCAAAACUUCUCUGCAGAAUCUCGACACUGUAAACCUCUGCUCUUCUCCACCACCAGGGGUAAACAAUGGUAUUAUAGAUCAAAGAACAUAACACGCCUCACGGUUAAUAGCAGAAUUUCUAGCCUUAAAGAACCUCCUUUGAGCAAUCCUGCUGCACUAUUAGCAAAGGAAGCUCACAAGUAUUUUGACCAGGCUGUUAUCACUGUUCGCGCUGGAGACGGCGGCCAUGGUGCAAUCCUCAGCAUGCCGAGCCAGAAAAUCAAUACAAAGUCGCAAGGGAGACACGAAAAGGAGAAAAGGAUGAGAAGCUCAUACAAGAGGGAUUCUGACGGCUCGCUUAUCCUCCCGAUGGGUGGACAUGGGGGCGAUGUCGUUCUUUACGCAGACGAGGGCCUAGAAUCUCUUCUGGAGUUUCACAAGAAGAGGCGUUAUAGUGCGAAGCGAGGAGGAAAUGUGGAUGCCAUGGGCACUUUGACCUCCCAAUUGCAUGAUGGAUUUGCCGCACCAGCACUACGAGUACCCGUGCCUGUAGGCACGGUUGUGAAGCGGAAAAAGGGAAAACUUCUUGCUGAUUUAGCUCGUCCUGGUGAUGAAAUUGUAGUCGCUAGAGGCGGACAAGGUGGGAUAAGCUUGCUAGAAAUGCCUGAACACAAAAGGAAAAAAUUAAUGGCUCUAUCCACUAAUGUAAUGCGAGAUGAAAAUGACAAGGUCCUAGUUCUUGGUCAGCCUGGCGAGGAGGUUAGCUUGGAAUUGAUUCUAAGAGUGGUUGCUGAUGUUGGUCUUGUGGGACUUCCAAAUGCUGGAAAGUCGACACUUCUCGCAACUCUAACACUUGCGAAACCAGAUAUUGCCGACUAUCCAUUCACAACUUUAAUACCCAAUCUUGGACGUCUUGAUGGAGACCCUAAUUUAGGGGCAUUGAAAUAUUCCUCAGAAGCAACAUUAGCUGAUUUGCCUGGUCUAAUUGAAGGUGCUCAUCUGGGCAAGGGUCUUGGUCGAAAUUUCCUGAGACAUCUAAGGAGGACUCGGCUACUUGUUCAUGUCGUUGAUGCUGCUGCUGAGAACCCCGUAAAGGAUUAUAAGACUGUCAAAGAGGAAUUAAGGAUGUACAAUCCAAAUUACUUAGAGCGACCUUACAUUGUGGUGUUAAACAAGAUUGACCUACCAGAGGCUCGAGAUAGGUUGGCAUCCCUGAUACAAGAUAUUUCAAUGAUUGGAUGUAGAGAAACAACGAAAUUAAAUAUCAGACCAAAAAUGUUGACUGAAAAUAAAAAUGAACAUUCGGUUUCCUCGGGCACAGGUUGUGAAGAGAUAAAAGAGAAGGAAAUCGAGGAUUAUCCGCAACCUCUAGCAGUUGUUGGGGCAAGCGUAUUAAAACACAUUGGCAUAGAAGAGAUGCUUAUAGAGAUAAGGGCUGGCCUAAGAAAGUGUUGGGAUUUAGACAAGUCACUGGAAACAGAAACAACAGGGUUCCUUCCAUCAUAAUUUUCUGAGAUAGGAAAGUUCUAAAGCUUGCACAUGUACUGCAAGAUGGUAUGAAACUACACGUGGCAAGGCCACAAAUUUGAGCUUUUGCAGAUGGCAUAUUUCAUGUUCUUUUAGCUUCUCUCCCUUUUUCAAUAGAUUUUUUGGAGUUUCUAACUCAGGUUGUGCACUUGCAUAUGAGGCUAAUAAAAAGCUAAUAGUGUUGCACGCUCGAUUAUCAUAAAUGAAAUGCAUGAUUUUCUUGGGAGAGAAAACAAACACUUUAUUGUAAUAUAUCUUCUGUUUGAUCAGUCUAUAAUAUUUCUAAGCUACUUUUGUGCAAUACUAGAGAACUGAGUUGCAUGGUUAA
Molecule: messenger RNA, 1932 nt
Organism: Ananas comosus (pineapple)
Lineage: Eukaryota; Viridiplantae; Streptophyta; Magnoliopsida; Poales; Bromeliaceae
Product: probable GTP-binding protein OBGC2
Exons: 10
Coding region: 48-1583 (511 amino acids)
Cellular component (GO): mitochondrion
Molecular function (GO): GTPase activity; GTP binding
Source: RefSeq, a predicted model, not a curated record